CCCCGGGGGGCUGGGCAGGACCCCCAAACCAGUGGGCCCUGGAGCUGGUGCACAUGGCAGGUGGUGUCCCCGGUUCUGUGAUCUCGGCCUUUGCUGAUGGUUGGCACUGUUCUCGGGUGUGUUGUCAGCUCCUUUGUCAAAGAAGACAGCGACUUCACGGGUGCCCCUCACGGGGGCUGGUGGUAGAUGUCAGGCCCCCAGGCUGGCCGGAGCCCUCAGGCCCAGCUUUCCUGGAAGUUGCUGUCUCGCCUGCCCCGUCCUCCCCCACAUCCCACUCCCACUGUCCUGCCCCCACCUGUAUGUCUGCCACCCAGGGAAGUGCCCUCAAAGUAGCUGACACUCCCGGGGCUGUCCCCCGGCCGCCGGAGGGGACAGGCGUGGCUGAUGAUGCUCUUCCUGACUCCAGGAGCUGUUUGCGGAGUUCGGGACUCUGAAGAAGGCCGCCGUGCACUACGACCGCUCUGGCCGCAGCCUGGGAACAGCCGACGUGCACUUUGAGCGGAAGGCAGACGCCCUGAAAGCCAUGAAACAGUACAACGGCGUCCCUUUGGAUGGCCGCCCCAUGAACAUCCAGCUCGUCACCUCACAGAUAGACACGCAGCGCAGGCCGGUACAGAGUGUGAGCAGAGGCGGGAUGACUAGAACCCGAGGAUCCGGAGGCUUCGGCGGCGGCACUCGGAGAGGCGCCCGUGGAGGCAGCCGGGGCAGAGGCAGGGGCACCGGCCGGAGUUCAAAGCAGCAGAUCUCUGCAGAGGAGCUGGACGCCCAGCUGGACGCUUACAACGCGAGGAUGGACACCAGCUAAAGCACCAGCAAGUCCGUGCGUGGAGCUAGGCCUGAACGUCGUCUCCCGCUGCUUCCCGAGGGCGGGCCGGCGGGGCCCUGUGGCCAAUGAUGGAGUUGUUUCUUCUGUUUUAAAAUAGGAUUUAAAACUCAUGUAAAGAUUUCUUUUCCUUUUUUAUUUAUUUAUUU
Myotis brandtii (Brandt's bat) is the source of this 972-nucleotide messenger RNA. RefSeq names its product THO complex subunit 4. The transcript is spliced from 3 exons. Gene Ontology annotation, biological process: mRNA export from nucleus. Lineage: Eukaryota; Metazoa; Chordata; Mammalia; Chiroptera; Vespertilionidae. Gene Ontology annotation, molecular function: mRNA binding. Bases 524 to 805 code for a protein of 93 amino acids. Gene Ontology annotation, cellular component: nucleus. The record is from RefSeq and is a predicted model, not a curated record.